AUGCGGCCUCCCUUCACUGAUUGCAGCACUUGUAGGCCCAAUCUUGACCUACUGCACAGACAGCAGUCACGAAGCCCUAUCACAGUCCUCGUUCGCAGCGAGCCUUCGGUGUGCUGCGACGCGCACAAGGCCACCAACGUCAACCUUCCUUCAUCCCUCCACCUCCAUCCCACAACCAUCGUCAUCAUCAUCACUCACAAUGGGCAAACCUACCACUACAACCCCGCCUCCAAGACUGAGCUUAACCACAGAAAGCGGAAGCUCGGCGAGAGGUCAAACUCGAUGGAGCCUGAAUGCACCGACACCGACCCCCUCGCCAUCUUUGAAGACCCAGUCAGCGAGGUGGUCGACAGCACACACUCUGCGGCUUAUCCCUCCACACCCCCGGGCCCCGCGAACCAAAGCCCUUGUGGUUCGGUCGUCGACUCCGACUAUGAGAGCGAGAGCGAGUAUAACUUGCCGCAGCCGCACAGCAGCACCAACGCCGAGCAUUUGCAAGCCUGCAACUGCUCCGGCAACUACUGCUACAGCAGCGACGUCCUUGAAACCCAAUCCUCUGAACCGGAUGAUGAUGACGUUAGCAGCGAUCUCCCAGAACCCUUGCUCGACGACGAUGAUGAUUCUAGUGAGCUUAGCUCGCCGCCCCCACUUAGUGAUGAUGCCCUCCCCAUCGAGAACGGCAGGGAUGAGGUGACAGCGCCUCUGUCAUCGAGCAGCGAGCUUGGUGAUCUCAGCAGUGAGACUGAGCGGCUCGUCAAGGCUGAGGACGUUCUGGUGCGGGCAUCCUCACCGGCUAUCUCUUCGCCGCUGGUUCCGUCACCGCCGCCGAUUGUACCGCCGCCGAUUGUACUGCCAAAUACCCCGUCCGCGGCGACUAAGAGAAAGGCUGUGAUUGCCUACGGUCCAGGGAACAGAAUUCUUUACGGCGCCAAGAGACAGAGACUGGCGAAAUAG
This is a messenger RNA of Morchella importuna, 954 nucleotides long. RefSeq lists its product as uncharacterized. Bases 1 to 954 code for a protein of 317 amino acids. Lineage: Eukaryota; Fungi; Ascomycota; Pezizomycetes; Pezizales; Morchellaceae. The record is from RefSeq and is a predicted model, not a curated record. The transcript has a single exon.